GUCUCAUCGCGAUCGAACAGCGAAGACGACAAGAUGGGGUCAAGGGACAAAGACCCAAAGGCACCGCAUCAUCAGCCUCUUCUCAGCAGCCUCGUCGUGCGGCCCUCCACCAGCGACGGCGCCAGUGGUGGAGGUGGACGUGGCAGCGAUUACGAGCCCGGUGAGGUUCGCCACGAGCCUCUUCCCUACACUCGUUCGGAUCGUUACUCUAAAGACCCUGCUCUGAAUGUGCCUGCAAGAACAUGAGUCUUGAGGAACGCAUGUUGGUGUGAGUGCAGUCUUGGAUCAUGGUCUGGGGCAAUUGUUUUUUCAUAUUGUGGGUAUUGAUGGGAAAUGUAUAUGAUGCUUAAACUCGUGGGUUGCUGCAUCAAUGAAUAUGGGUUUCUGGGCCUCAUUUUGUUGUAUUGACUAUGGUUGUGGUUUUUGUCUGCUUUUUUAUGGGAUUGGUGAUUAAAGUGUCCGGUUCAUAUCAAAUAAGAUUUAUAUAGAAAUGCCAAUCAAAAAUGGAAGUUUGAGAGGGUCUUAAGAAUAUCUGGGCACAGGACAUGGUGCGAGCUUGCACAUAACUUAUCACCACUAAAAGUAUCAUUUUUGUUAUUCUGAAUUGCAAUUUUGCAACCAACAUUAAGGAUGCCGUGCUGGAAAUGCUGCUGGAAGAUGGAAAGUUUGGUUACAAUUGCCAGAUGGUGGGAAAUUCAGUUUGGUCAAGUGGUAGUGAAUUUACCAUGUUAGUAAAAUUAAGGACGGUGUUAUUUGCUGGGUAAUGUUGAGCUUUUCUAGUUUUCUCGGCUUCACUGGUUUAACUUGUGCUUGGGAAUUGUGUUGAUAAGUGGUUUGUUUGCAGUUUCAUUUUCAAUUUUUCAUGUUUUUUGGGGGUUCAGUUGGAUGGUUAUAUAGUAACUAAUUCUCAGCAUUGCUGAAUUGGGUGUAGAGUGCAAGGACCUUCGGGAACUUCUUUUAGCUUGUCAGUUCUAGGUUCUGUAUUUUUUUUUUUGUAGGAUUUUCUGAUUUAUAUUUGUUGGAAGGUGAACUGGUAAAUGGAGGCAACAAAUUAAUGGGAAUUACUUAUUCAGGUCAGACAUGCCUCAGUUGUUUCAUUCUUCCUACUAUAAUAUUCAGAAUGGUUAUGCAGCGGUUAGUAAACUCUGGGGUUUUGAUUUCUUUGAAAGAUGUGAAGAUGGUCUCUGAAGAAAUGAACAUAUUGGGAGUGGAUAAAUUGUAGAGUUAUUUGGAGGCUUGAAGUUCGGUAUGGGUUCUUUUUGGGCAGUUAAUUUCCUGUGGACGUGCACUGUGGGCUUUAAGUUUGAUAUGGGUUCUUUUUGGGCAGUUCAUUUCCUGUAGCCAACCCCACUUAGUGGGAAAAGGCUUUGUUGUUGUUGUUGUUGUUGUUGUUGUUGUAUCACCGAGAAGGCCAUACAUGGUUAUGGUUACACCAGAUUCAGGAUUAUGGGGGUUUUCAGAUAUGUAGGUUAAAAGCUUGUAAUGGUUACGUGUUCACCACUGUGAGGUUGAGUAAUCAUGGUCUGACAUGCUCAUUGCUGUAUUUACUGGUAUUAUGCGCCAAUUGUUUGAGAAGUAACCAGGGCAGUUAUCAUCUGAACUUCUUAUUAUCUUCCACAUUUAUCUGAUGUUUCUUUUAACUACCACAAUGAAGAAUUCCCAAGUGAUGGUAACAGUCCUUACAAACUUUGAAAUGAUGGUAUUGAAGUUUCUGGAUCACAAGGGCCAAUUCCUCAGCUACUUAAAAUAUACUCCCAUUGUCUGUGUUUCUGUGCAAUUGGUAGUUACUUAUCUUACAAUUCACUACCUUUUCCAGGACAUAGAAUGCGUGCAGGUUCUGCUUCCCCUGUACACCGUAGGGAUGCAGAAAAUCGCUACAGCUCUGAGUAUAAUCAAUCAGGGGGUCCCCCACGUGGGCGUGAUUUUGGCAGUGCACGGGAUUCUGGUAGAUAUCGAGACCGCUCACCCCAUUUUGCGCGAGGAAGAGGUGUUGGCAGGCCAUUUGGUAGAGGUUUAGAUGGGCCGGGGCUCGUUCCUGGGCCAUUCAGAGGUGAAGGGAGUAGAAAUAAUCCGAAUGUGCAGCAGAGAAUCGGAGACUGGAUUUGCCCAGAUCCUUUAUGUGGCAACCUGAACUUUGCAAGGCGAGAAUACUGUAACAACUGCAACAAGUCACGCCAUGGACCUGGGGGAAGUCCUCGAAGGGGUUAUUCUGGGCCACCACCUCCAAAUGCUCCUCAUAGACGCUUCCCUGGUCCUCCAAUUGAUCCUCCUCCCUUUGGAAGGAGCUUAAAUGGUGGCUAUAGGUCUCCACCUCGUGGCUGGGCCAGAAAUGGCCCUAGAGAUUUUGGCCCUGGGCUGCCGCCUCCAAGGCACGAAGGAAGGUUUCCUGACCACCAGUUGCGAAGAGAUCGGUUGGACUACUCUGAUAACUACAGAGGAAGAAGUAAGUUUGAUAGGCCACUGCCUAUGGAUUGGGGUAACAGAGAUCGGGGAAGGGAUAGCUUCUUUAAUGAAAGGAAACCAUUUGACAGGCGACUGCCCUCUCCUUCUCCACCACCACCUCAUCUACCUCCUCACCGCGGCCGAUGGGCACAUGAUGCUAGAGAGAGAAGCCGGUCCCCAUUAAGAGGUGGCCCACCACCAAAAGACUACAACAGGCCUCUGUACACGGGUCGGGGUCGGGGUCGGGGUCGGGGACGAGAGGAUCAUCGUGGCAUGGGGCGAGACCGAGUUGGAGAUGCAUAUUGACAAUGAGGCCACGGGGAUAUUUUUUUUUUUUUUUUUCUGGUGUAAUUUUGUCUGUGAGUAGAUAUCCGUUUUGCAUCUAGAGUGUAAGGAAGAAUGCAUAUAGCUUGCUUAGCACUAGUUUUAAAUCAGGUGGGUUGUUGCUGCUUCAGUUGUUAAUUCGAACCUGCACUUCUCCAUAGUUGGCUGAAGCCAUAGCCAAUUCUAGUGUAUAAUUUCCCGAAUUCGUCACGUUUUGAAGUUGAAUUAAAAUUUGCCAUGUGGUUGGUUGCCUCAUACGUAA
Molecule: messenger RNA, 3028 nt
Organism: Malus domestica (apple)
Lineage: Eukaryota; Viridiplantae; Streptophyta; Magnoliopsida; Rosales; Rosaceae
Biological process (GO): regulation of DNA-templated transcription
Cellular component (GO): nucleus
Molecular function (GO): transcription coregulator activity; RNA binding
Source: RefSeq, a predicted model, not a curated record